AUGUCGCUGGAACAGCACCACGCCAACUCAUACUCGAACUUCCUCGGCGACAAGGACUGGGCCCAGAUUCUUAGCAACAACCCCGAGGCACAGGACUUGCUCUCAACUGCCAUUGCCCACCAUGACCAGUACCGAGAGGAGGACCCCAUGAAGCGCAAAGGCAACCUCUCCCAUCUCCAGUCCUCGAUCUCAUAUGCAAACAGCAAUCAGGAAGUACACAACUCGGACGGCGACAACAGCUCGGAUGAAGGUCACUCUCCCGGCGAAGGUAAACCUGCCCCCAAGAAAGCUGGUCGCAAGCCUUUAACCACCGAACCCACCAACAAGCGCAAGGCACAGAACAGAGCGGCACAGCGCGCGUUCCGUGACAGAAAGGAGCGCUAUGUCAAGUCGUUGGAGGAUCGCAUCAAGGAACUCGAGGAACUUAACCCAGGCAAGACUGACACCAAGCUGGCAGAGGAGAACCUGAACCUCAAGGUUCUUGUCCAGAAACUCGAGACCGAGAACUACUUCCUCAAGGAGCAGGCCUUCACUUUCGACUUCCCAAUUGCUCAACCAGGACUCUACAACCUCGCCAAGGGUGCCAAUGGCUCCAGCUCAGAGCAGUCGUCCCCUAGCCCAGUAUCACAACCCAUCAACAACCUUACUCCAACUGCAACAACUGCGGCUACUAAGAAGGCAGCACCCACAAAAAAGCCCUCCUUCACCAGUACCAAUGUCGCCAAGCCUCCAACAUACGACCAGCUUCCUUGGUCACCACCAUCGUCGAUUGGCGACAGUGUGCCCAACUCGCCAUUGGAGAACGCAGAGUCAACCCCUGAACCCGAGUCGACCACUCCUCGGACAACCUAUGUCGAUAAUGCAGGAAUUGUGCCCGGAGUUAACAAAAACACACACACAAGCACGGCCUCGGCCCGAGAUCUUGCUCUCUUUUCGUCGUUGCUGGACGGUGCUGGCAACACCUACUCGGUUGUGCCCAACCUUGGACCUAAUACCACCACUGCCAGCAGCCUGAGCGCCUACAGUCCGUCGACGGUUGCUAGCCAUCCUAGCCCCGCCAGUACAUUGAUCGCCACAUCCCAGCACUCUCCCUCGCCCACAAUCGACGACCUUGUGAACAGCACACCUCUGUUUGAUGCCCACGGAAACAUUACGUUCACACCCACGACAACCAACUUGGGACUCCCUUCAUUGACCUAUGAGCAGACCCAGGCCCUGUUUACGGAUUUCCGCGAUACCUCUGAUUCCCAUGACUUUUUCCCGACAUUUGAGGAUUCUGUCGACGCAGCCGCUUUCCCUCCAGAGGCGAUUGGCGGUUUGUUCAACGACCAACUGUUCAACUACACCAACUCAUUUGCGAACGUUGCUGCUACACCCGCACGAGAGGAGAGCCAAGAGUUCUUUGGCAAGGUCACCGAGUCGACCAAUAAGAGCUUGCCACCACUGGAUGAUAACGAGCGCGCACUUCCUUGCCCUGAGGUCUGGGAGCACAUUGCCAAGCACCCCAACUUUGACGAUGCGGAUAUUGAUGAUCUGUGCGCGGAGAUGAAGUCCAAGGCCAAGUGCUCGGGACAUGGACCUGUCAUCCCCGUCAAGGAGGUCACCAACAUCAUGAACCGGAUGACGCAGCAGUAA
Molecule: messenger RNA, 1635 nt
Organism: Linnemannia hyalina
Lineage: Eukaryota; Fungi; Mortierellomycota; Mortierellomycetes; Mortierellales; Mortierellaceae
Source: the annotation of a GenBank genome assembly